CACCUCCCCUUCCCACGCACCAGAAAGCUAUUUUUUACACCCCACAAGUAUCCUACCAUUAAAGAAAAAACUUUUUCUCUCUUUCACCGGAGAGAAGAAAAUCCCUCCAAAGAAACUCCAACAAACAGUCAGAGAGUCCUCACGGCGCAAAAGAAGAUGGCCCAGAAGUCGCUGAAUGUGGUGGCGUCUAAGGAGCUUUCUGGAAGCCGUUUUCUUCCAUCAAAACAUUGGGAAAUAAGAGGAAAUCUUUCGGUCAGGUUGCAGGGGACCGUUGGAGAGACACCGUCACGUGACCCCCGGUACCAAAUGGUCUUCCGGCAGUGGUUUUCAACAAGGACCGGAGCACAAGCAGACGCCGCCACUUCUCUCAGAAAUGCAGAAGACAACAUACUACGACAACUCCUCGACGCUCUUCGGUGGCUACUCGUCCUACCAGGUGCAAGGGGCGGCAGCGGCAGCGGCAGCAGCCGCCAACGGCUUUGGGGGCUACGAUGCCCCGGUCCCAGUGUCCCACCACCAGCCAGCCUUCCAGUCGACGACCCAUCUGGAUGUGGACUCGUACCAGCGCUCGGCCUGCUCUUUACAGUCGCUGGGCAGUAACAGCGGCCACCAGCAGCAGCAGCAGCAGCUAACCAAGACCAAGGAGCUGAAUGGCAGUUGCAUGCGGCCCAGUUUGCCACCUGAGCACCACCCCGGCUCCCAGGUGUCCCCUCCACUGCCCCCAAACCCCAACAACGGUAAUACAGGGGCUCAGCAGCCGGGGGGCAGUAAUGGGGCCUCCUCAGCCUCUAAAUCAGUCCCCAAUAAGUCGUCUAAUUCCUCCUCCUCCACAUCGUCCUCCUCCUCCUCACUGCCCCCCAACCCGACCUUGGCCAAGCAGAUCUUUCCCUGGAUGAAAGAGUGUCGUCAGACGACCAAGCAGAAAAACUGUUCACCCAGCAACAACUCUGGCAAUGCAUCAGGAGGAGCUGAGAGCGGUAGCAGCGGGGAGAAGAGUCCUACCAGUGGGUCGUCAGCAUCAUCUAAGCGGGCUCGUACGGCGUACACCAGCGCCCAACUGGUUGAGCUGGAGAAGGAGUUCCACUUCAAUCGGUACCUGUGCCGGCCACGGCGCGUGGAGAUGGCCAACCUGCUCAACCUGUCUGAACGCCAGAUCAAGAUCUGGUUCCAGAACCGACGCAUGAAGUACAAGAAGGACCAGAAGUCCAAGGGCUUGAGCUCCAGCUCUGGAGGGCCCUCACCAACCGGCUCCCCGCCCCUGCCCAUGCAGUCUUCCGCCAGUUUCCUCAACUCAAUACACCCCAUGGGAGGGGGAGGAGGGGGAGGGGGGGCAGGCUACGAUGCCCCGUCUCCGCCAACAUUUGGCAAGCCCCACCAGGGAGUGUCUUACUCCAUGUCCACUGCCUACUCCAGUGUCCCCAUGAAGGGCUGCCCCUCCCAGCAGAAAUACGGCGCCCCAGACCCAGACUACGGUGACCCCCAUCCCCACCAUAGCCUUGUGCAGGCCAAUAGUGCCGGCUACGGGACUCCCACCAACAUGCAAGCCAGUCCAGUCUACGUGGGGGGUGGAAGUUAUGUGGAACCCAUGCCUGGCUCAGGGCCCUCAAUUUAUGGGCUAAACCACCUUGGCCCCACGCCACCCCACCACCAAACAAUGGACUACAAUGGCGCAGGGCCCAUGUCGGCCACCAACCAGCACCACGUGGGCGGAGGGGGCCCCCAGGGUACCUGUGACCCACCCACACACCCGACAUACACUGAGCUGUCAGCGCACCACACCUCGACUCAGGGCAGAAUCCAGGAAGCACCCAAGCUCACUCACCUGUAGCAGGUUUGGAACAAAAUGACAACGUAGGAAAUAGUGAAGACGACACAGAACAAGUGACGAGACUCUCUAGCAGACUAACUAUAGCAGACUAACUAACUAGCAGACUAACUAAGACGUGGGGACUCUACCGCUGCAAUGGGACGGGAGGAGAGAAAAGGCAAGACAGACAGGAGCCAUCCAGUGGUUUGUCCUGUGUUCUACAGUCAGAAAGGAAAACAAUCAGUGAGUGGUUUUGGCCAUUCCCACCCUGUUUCCACUGCCUUCAUAAAGAGCUCCUUCAAGUCUGAUUAGGGCCAGAGCAUUCACUGUUAGGUUGAAAGUGCAGUUAAUUUAAUUUAAAAAACACAGAGGUUGUGUCUGUAAGCUAGUAGCAGUAACGCACCCAAACCAUAACCAUUCACGUUGUCAAAAAAAAUACACAUCCUGCAAUAUAAAAGUAGUUAAAUCAGUUGUAGCUGCCAAAAUUUUCAAAGAAUCUUUUAGGCUAGGACCAAACUCACUAACUUACUCUAUACUGCUUUAACCUUACAUCGUUAUAUGGGAAAUGAAGUGACAUAAAUUUUGAACCAUUUAACAGUACAUUAUCACUUUUUAAACUUUCCAUUUGAAAAACAGCUAGUUUUAAGACACUAUUUCAAAACUGAUUACUGUCAUUUCAGAACUCUUCAUUCAUUUCACCAAUGUUUACAAAUUUUACAUGAACCCUUUUGUGGAAAUUUACACUCUACACUCUACUCUGAAUGUAUGUCUUGGUCCUAGGGCAGUGAAUCAUAUUGUAGGCUUGGAGAUGAGGUGUACAGUCAAUUGUCCCCCCUGGGAACAAUAAAGCUCCUCUUGUGGCACUGGUGCAGAGACAUAUCACCAGCUGUAUGGCAUAACAUCAUGUAUGGGGAGCUGCACUGUUUAGUCAGUAUUUGUUAGCCUAAUAAUCUACUCCACAGUCAGUCUGAAAACUGCAAUAUGAAUUACUGUAAUCAAACAAAGCUGAUGUUAGAAGAUGAGAUUUCAGCUUUUCAUCAAAAUAUUUCUCAAGAAAUAUCUAGAAUGAAAGAAAGAUCUGUCUAUAUAAUGUAUUAUAUUUAAGUUACUAAGCAAAGCAAUUGCAGCAUAAUUCUCUACUUUUGACAAAAUCCUUCCUCCAUGGACUUCUAAUGCAUUACUGAACUUUCCCAAACAAUUCUUGCUUGAAUGGAGCAAAUUGCUGAAGUGGUUCAGUUAGCAUGUAGUAAAAAAGCUGAUAAUGGCUCUGUUAGAGCUAGUAUGUGUUUUCAAAGUGUACUUUGAUAAUAAAAUCUCUCCCCUAAGACAAACACAUACACAAACAGCUCUACGCCUGGUAAAUGAAAUAGUUGAGAUUUUAAUGGUCAGUUAACGAGGUGGUUAGAUUUAUGACGCUGAGCUCUCUACCCCUCCAGGCAACACAUGUUGUUGUCAGCUGAGCUGAGCUAUGCGGAGGGCUCUGCCUCUCCAUCAGCCAGCCGGAGCUGGCAGCACUUGUCUUCUUCUAUUUCCCCCCCGUUCCACAACGCACAUAAAAACCACUGGAUGGUCCUCCUUUUGCUGCCUCUUUUUCCUCUGUCGUACCUGUCUCUGUCCCUCCAGACUGAAUCACAAGUAACUCGCUGUCUCCUGUCUGUGGCAGCAGCACAUGGUUUCUGAAGGAGUCAAAAUUUUCCACAAUCCCACACUGACUGUCCUCCCACACAUACAUCCAUCACCACACAUGCACUCACCAACGCUCCCAUCCCUCUAACAGGGUUUAUGAAGCUACGAGCUCAAAGGCUAAACUAGCUCCCAUAGACAUAGUUUGCUAAGCUACGUUAGCUAAUCACACCUUCAUAAACACAAACGCACACACACACACACACACACACAGCAAUGCUAAGCUAGCUUCCUUUCGUUGACAUCCAUAGCCAGGUUAUGCCAGCUGUUGACAUCUUCAAACAAACACACCAGAGGACAUGGAGGAGAGAUUUUUAAUGUUCCUAUUUUAGCACAUCAUCGACACAGGGUAAAUAAUAAGAGUGGAGAACACUAUUUAUUUAUGUUUGGGUAAGUCAUUGCCCUCCUCUCUCUCUCUCUCUCUCUCUCUCUCUCUCUCUCUCUCUCUCUCUCUCUCUUUCUUUCUCUCUCAUUGAAAGGGUUCACUUACAUUAGCGCCAUACCAAUGCGUAAAAAAACACAUUUUAUAUUGUUUUGUUUUGUUCUCACAUAUCUUGACUUUUAACGUGGAUACAGGGUAUAUAUUUGAACAAAAAUGCAUGCCCCAGAAAUCUCAGCUAGUGUGUAUCACACAUUUUUAAAACAACUGAGUUUAUUGAUUUGAACAGUCAGUGAGAGCAGUUUGGGACAAAACACACUAAAACCCUUACAGACUGUUUCACCCAGUGUUAAAAACUGAAAAAAAAGCUGUGUGUGGUUGUCCCUCACUCUGUCCCUCACUGAUGUUCUGUAAGUAAACCGGUGUUUUUCAAAAUGCAGAUUCAUACAAAUGCUUUCACAUCUGGGCAUCAUUGUUGCACUUAGAGUUUACAUUUUGAUGGUUAAAGGUAAAAAAUAAUAAUAAUAAAAUCUUAUUUUGAAGACGGAAGGCCCUCCAAUCAAAGCGUCUUUCGGCAAUGUGUGUUCAAGUGAACAUUCAUAUCUAAAUAUUUAUUUGUUAUAGCCAGUUUAAAAAGAUUUUCUGUUUUGUAUUAUUAUUUAUCCUUCAUGUAUUUAUAUCGAAAAAAUACUGUACUUUUUUAGUAUUUACCUGUUAUGAAAGAAAAAAAACAACAUUGUGUUUCUUCUUGUCCAUUGUACUGAAGUUAAUUUUUUUAGUUCUUGUAUUUUAGAAGAAAAUAAGUAGUUUUUAUGUUCCUAUAAUGACCCUUGUACAUAAAUGUCUUGGCUUGUACAAGGAAAAAGGCAAGGAUGGGGAUUGGUGACCCACCCUUGCAUAGUCAGAAAAGUUAGACAAACUCUUAGCUGGAAAAAAGAAUGAGUCUUUUUGGAGAAAAACAACUUCUUUCUUUGUCAUUUGUAGCUCUCUUUUCUUUCAUUGUUGAGAGAGUUGUCUGUCGAACAAUUCUUUAA
Xiphias gladius (swordfish) is the source of this 4903-nucleotide messenger RNA. RefSeq names its product homeobox B3a (gene hoxb3a). The transcript has 4 exons. Gene Ontology annotation, biological process: regulation of transcription by RNA polymerase II. Gene Ontology annotation, molecular function: DNA-binding transcription factor activity, RNA polymerase II-specific; RNA polymerase II cis-regulatory region sequence-specific DNA binding. NCBI's taxonomy places the organism in Eukaryota, Metazoa, Chordata, Actinopteri, Istiophoriformes, Xiphiidae. Bases 374 to 1828 code for a protein of 484 amino acids. Gene Ontology annotation, cellular component: nucleus. The record is from RefSeq and is a predicted model, not a curated record.